AUGAAAAGUGGUUACGUUUGCGACAACAGUUCUGGACAGUGGCGCGGCAAAGGAGAAUCAGCAGAACAUUUUCCAAAGCCUCCUAAUGCUAAUACACCUAAUGCUUCAGAAAUUGGCAAUAAUGAAAGGGGCCCAGUUUGUUGCAUGACAACGCCCGACCACGUGUCUCACGGGCCGCCCUUUCCUGCACAGAGCCCGGUUGCGGUCUGGCGAUCCCUACCUGGACCAUAUAGCCCGAAGAGGGAGAGGAUUAACGACUCCAGCUCCGGCUGGCAGGGUCCCAAGGGGCGGUGGGACCUGAGGAGGGGCGGUGGGACCCGGGGGGCGGGGGCCCAGCCAGCGGAUCGACCAGUGCACCAGGAUGUCCUCCCGCCCCGCCAUUGUUCCAUCAGACAAAAGGAUUAUUAG
Molecule: messenger RNA, 408 nt
Organism: Nezara viridula (southern green stink bug)
Lineage: Eukaryota; Metazoa; Arthropoda; Insecta; Hemiptera; Pentatomidae
Source: the annotation of a GenBank genome assembly